AUGGUAUUGAUUGAUGGUAAGGGUAUUGCCGCUACGAUCCGUGAUGAGAUCGCAAGGGAAGUUCUUGAACUAAGGAAGAUUCAUGAAUCUUUCAAGCCUACUUUGACAAUUUUUCAGGUUGGUAAUAGACAAGAUUCAAGUACUUAUGUGCGAAUGAAAAGAAAAGCAGCUGCAGAGGCAGGUAUCACAGUUAAUUUCAUUCAGUUGGAAGAUGGUAUUGGUGAGGAAGAAUUGCUGUUGCAGAUUGACGCGCAUAAUGCAGACCCGAGUGUACAUGGUAUUCUUAUCCAAUUGCCUCUUCCAAAGUCAAUUGACGAAGAUAAGGUAACUUCGCGUGUGUUGCCUUCGAAGGACGUUGAUGGAUUUGGAUCGUUUAACAUUGGAGAGUUGAACAAACGGCGCGGAAAGCCAUUUUUCCAUCCGUGUACUCCUGAAGGUAUUAUUGAAUUGCUAAAAAGAUCAGAUGUGAAGAUUGCGGGAUCUAAGGCGGUUGUUAUUGGGAGAUCAGACAUAGUAGGAGCGCCUGUGGCUUGCCUAUUACGGGCCCUCGAUGCCACUGUAACUGUACUACAUUCUAAAUCCCGCGAUAUUCCUCAAUAUUGCGCGUCUGCAGAUAUUGUAAUUGUGGCAAUUGGUAGACCUGAGUUUGUCAAAGGCGAAUGGUUUGAUGGCAACUCUAAUGUUGUCGUUAUUGAUGUCGGAACGAAUUUUGUAGAAGACGUUACUAAAAAAUCCGGUUUCAGGUGUGUUGGAGACGUUGAAUUCUCUAAGACCAAAGAUGCAGUAAGGAUGAUCACUCCUGUUCCAGGUGGUGUGGGGCCUAUGACUGUAGCUAUGCUAAUGCGGAAUUCUUUUAUUGCUGCUAAACGUUGUAUGGAACAGCCUCGUGGGUUCAAGCCUUUGUCGUUAAACUUAUUGAAGCCAGUUCCAUCUGAUUUUGAGAUCUCUAGAGCACAAAAACCCAAAAAAAUCACAACUAUUGCCCAGGAAGCUGGUAUUCUGCCAUCUGAGUUGGAACUUUAUGGCGAUGCAAAGGCAAAGGUAAAGUUGGAUCUUCUAAAGAGACUUGGUCAUCGCGAAAAUGGUAAGUACGUCCUUGUCGCUGGUAUAACCCCAACACCGUUGGGUGAGGGCAAGUCUACCACUACAGUUGGUCUAGUACAAGCUUUAGCUGCUCACUUGAACAAAAUUGCUUUUGCGAAUGUCCGCCAGCCGUCAAUGGGUCCAACUUUUGGCAUUAAAGGCGGUGCAGCUGGCGGUGGUUACUCUCAAGUUAUUCCAAUGGACGAGUUUAACUUACACGUCACGGGAGACAUUCACGCCAUCUCCAUGGCUAACAAUUUGUUGGCAGCUGCUAUCGACACUAGAAUGUUUCAUGAGUCUACCCAAAAGGAUGCUGCACUAUACAAAAGACUAGUUCCUGCCAAAAGUGGCAUUAGAAAGUUCACACCCUGUAUGUUGCGGAGGUUAAAGAAACUUGGUAUUGAAAAAACUAACCCUGAUGAUUUAACUGCAGAAGAAAUCACUAAAUUUGCAAGGUUGGACAUUGAACCAGAAUCCAUUACUUGGAAACGUGUGGUUGACUGUAACGAUAGAUUCUUAAGAGGUAUUAACAUCGGGGAGGCGCCAACCGAGCGUGGGUUUACCAGAAAAACCGGGUUUGAUAUCUCUGUAGCAUCAGAGUGUAUGGCUAUCUUGGCCUUAUCAAACUCCCUUGAGGACUUGAGAGAGAGAUUGGGCAAAAUUGUAGUUGCAACCUCGAAGAAUGGUGUACCAAUAACUUGCGAAGAUAUCGGUUGUGCGGGAGCUAUGACAGCCCUAAUGAAGGAUGCGAUCAAACCAAAUAUCAUGCAAACUUUGGAAGGGACUCCCGUGUUCGUGCAUGCAGGGCCAUUUGCGAAUAUUUCUAUUGGUGCUAAUUCAGUAUUGGCUGACAAAAUGGCAUUAAAGUUGGCUGGAGUUGAUCCAUCUUUAUCAGAUGAUGAGAAAAGAGAGAAGCAUGGUAAAUUUGUGACCGAAGCUGGUUUUGAUUUUACAAUGGGAGGCGAAAGAUUCUUAAACAUCAAAUGCAGGUCAAGUGGGUUAAUCCCUGAUGUGGUUGUUAUAGUUGCCACUGUUAGAGCGUUAAAGGUACACGGCGGUGGCACAGAAGUCAAAACAGGUGCCCCAUUGCCUGCUGAGUACCUAAACGAAGACAUUGAACUAACGACAAAGGGAUGUGCUAACUUGGCUAAACACAUAUCCAAUGUAAGGGCUUAUGGGUUACCAGUGGUGGUUGCCAUUAAUAGAAUGUCUUCUGAUACUGAACUAGAACACCAAAUAAUUAGACAAGAAUCGAUUAAAGCUGGUGCUGUAGAUGCAAUUGUGUCAAACCAUUGGGAAGAAGGCGGAAAGGGCGCUGUUGCACUUGCGGAAGGUGUGAUCAAAGCCGCAGAAUUACCACAUCAUGAUUUCCAAUUCCUAUACAAAACUGAGGGGUCCUCCAUCGAGGAUAAGAUUGGUUCAAUUGCCAAAGUUAUGUAUGGCGCUGAAGGGGUUGAAUUUUCUCCAGAAGCUCAAAGAAAGGUUGAUCUAUACACUAAACAGGGUUUCUGCAACUUACCGAUCUGCAUUGCCAAGACGCAAUACUCUCUUUCCCACGAUGCAAACUUAAAGGGUGUUCCAACAGGCUUCAAAUUUCCAGUCAGGGACAUCAAAGCUUCAAUCGGAGCAGGUUAUUUGUAUGCGCUAGCUGCAGAAAUGCAGACAAUUCCUGGGCUACCAACACAUUGUGGAUUUAUGAACAUAGAACUCAACGACGACGGGGAAAUAGACGGUAUGUUCUGA
Eremothecium cymbalariae DBVPG#7215 is the source of this 2826-nucleotide messenger RNA. It is a transcript of the gene ADE3, whose product is annotated as trifunctional formate-tetrahydrofolate ligase/methenyltetrahydrofolate cyclohydrolase/methylenetetrahydrofolate dehydrogenase ADE3. Gene Ontology annotation, cellular component: cytosol. The record is from RefSeq and is a predicted model, not a curated record. NCBI's taxonomy places the organism in Eukaryota, Fungi, Ascomycota, Saccharomycetes, Saccharomycetales, Saccharomycetaceae. Gene Ontology annotation, biological process: tetrahydrofolate interconversion. The coding region runs from base 1 to 2826 and encodes 941 amino acids. Gene Ontology annotation, molecular function: methylenetetrahydrofolate dehydrogenase (NADP+) activity; ATP binding; formate-tetrahydrofolate ligase activity. The transcript has a single exon.